GACUUUAUACGUAAAUAUUAUCAAAUAGCAUCGACACCGGAUAUGGCCCGAAACAGUCGAGUUAAGGAAAUGGCAAUUUACGAUGGUUGGUCAAGCACUGUAAAAAUGGAGCCUUAAAAAUUCAGACAGAGAGAGAGAGAGAAAAAAUCGCACGGGGAUAGCUCUGACACAACUUUAUUGGUCUUACGACGAUAGAGAUGUUGUGUCAUGGCUACUGAUGAAGAUGAAGAGAAAUGUAACAAUGCGAGUUACUAUACUCGUGUGUAGUAUACUGACUUUAGUGUGCUCCUUUGAACUCACAUUAUACCCCUCCACUAGCUGUUACCAGGAACAUGGAGAUAUGAUACUGAAAUGCAUCGUUAGUGACCAGAACACCACCAAUGUCAAAUUUCAGUUUAAAUCACGUGACAGGCCUGAUGUUGUAUAUGAACUAAAUUCAACAUCUGUCAGCUCAAAUGCAGUUGAAACCAGAAUUCCUAAUGUGACCGUUCAAAAUAACGUAGGGACGUAUUUCUGUAGAAGAGAUGAUGAAUACAGUCGUCAGAUCACGUACAUUGAAGAAAAGGUGGUCCUACCUGACGAUGUUCUGUGUUACUUUUGUAAAUCCCAGGGAUCCUUGGAAUCUGUGACGUGUGAAUGGAUGGGAGAUAACUCCACCUGCUGGAAUCUUUCUAUCGUCACCGCUGGUUUGGGAUAUUAUGUAGAUGAACAAACUUGCAACGUCUCCAUGACUUGCGAUGAGUUCUCUCCCUUGGCUAACUGUAUCCGAGCGAGGUAUAGAACCAAAAUGAAAAUGAGUGCAGUCUGCCCAGUGUCUUCUGUGGACGGAGGAAAAUUUGAUUUAAAACUAACUGGAAUGAAGCUGACAUCAACAGCAAGCCAAAUCAUUCAUAAAUUGAUAGAUUGCUCAAUAGUGAAGCUUCAGAUAAGUGAUGCGCAGACGCAGAAUGUUUCUGGCACGCAGUCCGUUCUAGUCUGGAGGACAACAUCUUGUAUGGAGAGAGACUGUGAUUGUCGUAUACAGUGUGUUGUAAAAACCAAUGACCUCCCUCAUACCACAGUCAUACAGCGAUGCUCUAGUGACACCUUGUUCGAGACCGUUUUGAGGAACUUACAAGAGAUGACGCAGUACAGAACUGUGGUACGGUGCACGACAGUGGGUUCCGGUGUUUGGAGUGAUGAAGAGGACGUAAAUUUCACAACACCAUUGGAAGCGCCGUCUGGUGGGCAACUGGUGGGUCCUGGAGGAUACAAUAUGUACGUCUGUCAAGAGCGAUUCUACUGUCUGGUUUUGUACUGGAGGGAUACAAAGGGGAAAGUUUCCAAAUAUCAGAUAUCAGUUUCCAACCAAACGAAGAAGUUUGACUUUGAAGUCCCCAGUUCACCAAUGAGUCAACUCCGCAUCCCCAGGACAAGUGACUGUCAACAGUUUGAUGUCAGCGUCUAUGGUGUGAAUUCUGGCGGAAUAUCGAGAAAUGGCACCCUCCUUCGAGUAAAGGACCAGUCGUGCGCUAUUCGUCAGUCGAUAGGGUGCACGGUACAAUACAAUCAGAGCUAUGACGGGUAUCAAGUAUCCACAGAUGUGAACAGUUUAUGUUUGGAAAAGACCGGAUGUGAUGUGACUUAUUUUUGGUGUCAGGGAAUUAGAAAUAUGUCCCAUGUAGAAUGUGAGAAUUUCGUCUGGUGGACCACAGAUGAACUCAAUGAGUCAAUCACCUUCAUUUCACUCCACGAAAACGACAGGGGACUUAAUAACAGUUUGUAUAUAGGAGCUUCCGUCAGCUACUAUGGUCAAACUACUGGGAUAGACUGGAGUGCAUGCAAAGAUAACGUUGCAAAAGUGGUUUCGAGGACCGGCUCGGCCUCUGCAGUGUCUAUUAUCAUUCCUUGUGUCGUGUGCAUUGUGAUAGUGGUAGCCACAGCAUUUCUGUGUGCAAGGAGAGGGCUUUUCAAAGAAAAAUUCCGGAAAAUGGCUACAAUAUGCUUCAAGAAACAUGUUACUUCUGUUGAACACUUUCAAUCUGAUCACUUGACUCGAUAUCAAAGCGAGGCUCACAGACGAGAGUCUUCUGAUCUUCAACAACAUACCCAAACAUUAUCUGUAUCUAUCAUCAGCGGUUCGACAAUGUCUCCUCUAGAAGUAGUUGUUGAGAGCCCUGAUCAUUACCAGGAACUGGACUUUUCUGCUUUGGUAAUCGACUUGGACGAUUCAUCACAAGGAUCGCAGACGACACCGGAAAGUACUCGCUCAAUUACACCAGACGUUAACACGUCCGACGCUAUACAGUCGCAGGACUCCGUCUCAAUCACUUCAGACGUUAACACGUCGGACUCUAUACAGUCACAGAUCUCUGACUAUGUUGGUUUAAAUGAUUUGACUUUUAUUACCAGCAAUGGUGAAAUUGAGAUGAAGACAAUGAGAGACAACGACGGAUUUUGUAGUUUCUCAGAUAGGAACCAGACGUAUGGAAAACAAAAUUUCGAGGUGCACAAAUGCACUGACAAUUCCAAAGCGACCAACAAUAUGGACUACGUGUCAAAUUUUGAAAGUAGAACUUGUGAGAACAUACUUUUGGAAAACGGAAGUGAAAACAACUCACACUGCUCCUUAUCAUCGGGGUACGUCCGCGCUGAUAUGACAUAGAAUGUAGUUCUAAACUAUGGGAACAGUACUCCCGAAGAACAGUGAUGUGAUAAUUAUAUGCGUUCGUAUACACUGUUACAAGACACGAAGAUAUUCGAUGGCAUAUGUAAGACAUGCGAAGAUGUCUGUAAGACAUUCGAUGAUAGAUGUAUAUGUAAGACAUGGGACGAUGUAUGCAAGAUAUUUGAUGACAUAUGUAAGACAUGCGACGAUGUUUGCAAGGUGUUCGAUGAUAUAUAUAUAAGACAUCCGACGAUGUAUGUAAGAUAUUCGAUAUAUGUAAGACAUGACGAUAUACAUGUAUGUAAGGCUUGUUUCAAAACAAAGUGACCACUCAACGAAGAAUACACAAUUGAUGAUAUACAAACCUGAAAUUAAUUUUUAAUUUCUCUUUUAGCUGACAUGAGCUGUGAGUUUAAAUGUGUUUUUCUGAUAACUUUUUGUCCGUCUUGCUUCUUUCCGCUCAUCCGCUUUUCCCCUCUCCCCAGAAACACUGGGCCAAUUUCAACCAAACUUGCCAUAAAGCAUCCUUGGAUGAAUCGGAUUCAAAAUUCUUCAAACAAAGGAUCAAGCCCUUUUAAUGGGAUACAUAGGGAAGAAUCUUUUAGAAUUUUCUUCUCAAUAACAGUUCUAAUAGCAUCCUAAUGUAAUGUGGUUUCAAGUUAGCUCCAAUCAUGAACGAUGGAUGGGGUCACAAGUGGAGAACAAAGUUUUAUAUGAGAAUACAUGGGGAAAACUAGAAAAAUGUCUCCAGAACAACAGAACCAUGAUUAGUCAUUUGCUCACCUGUUGAGCUUUUCUUACCACCUUUUUUCCCGCGUCUGUCCGUUUGCCUGUGUGCUUGCACAUAUUCGAUUUCUUCUGUAGAUCCACUGGACAAAUUUUAAACAAACUUGCCAUAACAAUUAAAGGGAGUUCAAAACAUUUAAGUGAUGGGUCACAUCCUUUUCAAAGGGGAGAUAAUUAAAAAUAGUGAAACUAUAGUGACAUCUUUUAAGAAUAUUCAAAAGAAUCUCUUAACCAGAAAAGACGAAAUUUAGGUGGAAAUUUCAUGUACGAGAUUCAAAAUUGUUCAAAUCAUGGCCAGGGGUAUGAUGAGACCAGGGGGUUAAAGUUUUACAUGGGGAUAUAUCUUCUCAAGAAUAAUAGGGCUUUGACAAAUCACAUCGUGAGGGCUGGGGGUAUAGAGUGUGGUCAUAAUUGAGGGACAAAGUUUUAUAUGCGAAUAUGUAGGAAACGUCGUGAUAAUUGGUCAUAAUAGUAUGCAAGAAUCCUUAGGAAGUGCAGAUAUGUUUUUUUAAUUCGUUAUUUUCGGGGAUAAUGUGGAAUCACAAUAAAGUAUCAAAGUUUACAUGGGAUUUUAUGAUAAAAAGUUAAUCGAAAUCUUUUUCCUAUGAACAGGUAGUUUAUAAUUAGUCAUGUAAACAGAUGAGACAUCCUCAGGUAAUGAAUAUUCAAAUUUGUUUAGAUUAUUGCUCUAGGGGCUCGGUGGGGCCACAAUAGGGGAUCCAAGUUUUACAUGGAAAUAUAGAUGGUAAACAAUAUUCUAAAGAACAGCAGGACACGAAGGAUGCUCAGGUGAGUGAUGUGGCCCAUGGGCCUCUUGCUCUGUCAUCACUCUCUGUAAAGGAUACACGAAUGCAGUGUUAAGGUUUUCAUCAUUUCCUUGUAUCGAUGGCAAAUUUGAAAGAAGUCAUUCCAGGAGUUUUCUACACACAAAAACGCUGAGAGUACAGGAACCAUGAUGGCACAACUACAUUUUAGUUAUGAGAUUGAUCACUGUUCGUUAUAUUUACCUUUCAUAAAAGAAAACAAGAUUAUAAGUGUACUUUUAAAAUAUCCAUUUAUUGAAAAAAAAAAUACAUAUUGUUGUAAGAUACAGGUAUUUACAGUGAAAUAGAUUUGCUAAUUAUAUUACGUGCAUUUUGUAUGUUUACUCAUGAAUAUAAGAAUGAAUUAUGUAAUUAUGCACAGAUUGAAUAAACAAAUUUUGCAAUGUAUUUAAAAUGGGCAGAUUUUUUCACAUUCUGUUUAAGUGUACUUUGUUACUACAUGUAUACGAACAUGUCUUGGGGAAAAUCAUAUGAAAAGCAUGGAAAUUGCACAAAGAUGGACGUAAAUAAUAUAGUGUGGACGGAUGUUGUAAGCAUGUCAACAUCAUAUAUAUAUCAUUUUCAUAUGAUAUUUAUAAAGACAAACAUGGUACAAAUUUUGACACUGAAAUGUGUACAUAUACAAGUUUCAUAUAAAGUUUCUUUUAAUUUCAUAUACUUCUGGGAUUAAAAUAUGAAAUCAAGUUGUUAAUAAAUCUCAAGGAAUGCAUCAUGGGUAUAGUACAUAUGAAAAUGUGUGAUCAACAAAUUCUAAAUACAACUAGUGGUGUGUUUUGUCUAUAACAAACAUCACAAAACAUUGUUUAUUUCUACAGAGAUGGCUGAAUUUCCACUGUUUGCUCCACACCAAAUCUGAAGUAGCAAUUUCCGCUGACGUCCCAAUCUACCUCCUUAUCUUUGAUAGUGCAGUCUCUAAAUGCCCAUUCUUUAUGGCAGUACCAUCUCAUAAUUUCUACGAACGGUGCGUCCAAAGAAAAUAAGAACUUGUCGUCGAGUCUGCUGUGGAUUGCUAUAUGCACCGUUCCGUAAAUGGUUGUCUUCAUCUGGAAGGAUGCGUUGUACUCCUUCUCGGUGAUGGAUAUUUUGGCGGACACCUGUUUAUUUCUAGGAACCUUGACCUUACAGUCGGAUCCCCAGGUCAUUGUCUGCUCUGUGGACUCUUCAGAAUUGUCUGUGACGUUCACAGAGUAUCCAAAAUUGGCUGUGGCAUUUGCGACCUCUCCCGGCACGGCCAGUUUGAGUCCUACGUUGAUUCCUUUAGUGUAUCCUUUGUUGACGUAAGCUUUGCAGAUGCUCUUGGUGCUUCUUUGCAUGGAGAUAGAAUGCUCCUGCUCCCCCUCUGUUCUGUUGACGUAGACAGACCUGUAAAUCUCUUGAGCUUUUGGGAUUUCGAUCAGCUGUGGAGGAAUUUUUCCUUUCAUGGGUUUUCCACUAACGUGUCCAUUGCCAAUGCUGUUGAAAUUUGGGUCCGAUGCCACAAAUUUGGUCCUUGUCCAAUCUAUGUCGACUCGAACAUCCUUAUACUUAUAUUUGCUUUUAUUUUCGACGAUCUCCAAAAACUUAUUCCAUGAGUAAUCUUUGGUGAUGCUUUCUAUGUCUGUAAGAUCUGCCAUGGUAGUUUAUGCUUUCAGUUUCCAAGAAUAUUUCAACGAGAUACUUGAGCUG
Ostrea edulis (European flat oyster) is the source of this 5922-nucleotide messenger RNA. RefSeq lists its product as uncharacterized. The transcript has 15 exons. NCBI's taxonomy places the organism in Eukaryota, Metazoa, Mollusca, Bivalvia, Ostreida, Ostreidae. The coding region runs from base 218 to 2644 and encodes 808 amino acids. The record is from RefSeq and is a predicted model, not a curated record. Gene Ontology annotation, molecular function: protein binding.